AUGGCGCCUACAACAAAGCAAGAGUUCCUCAAUGCAGAGGACGAUUUCGACAGGUCAGUUUCGCGAGCUGCCCCGCGGAAAUACGACAUUAUCUACUUGAACAUACUCAAGCACAUCUUCCUCCAUCUGUGUGCUGUUUAUGGAAUGUAUCUAAUGUUUACUGAGGCUCAAUGGAAAACCGUGAUAUUUAAUGUAUUUUAUUUCCACGCCGGAGCUUUGGGCAUCACCAUCGGGGCACACCGACUAUGGACACACAAGGCAUUCAAAGCGAAGUUGCCGCUCGAAAUAUUAUUGAUGCUUUUUAAUUCUAUCGCAUUUCAAAGCACCGCAUUUCAGUGGAUACGGGAUCACAGACUGCAUCACAAAUACAGCGACACUGACGCGGACCCGUACAACGCUUCAAGAGGCUUCUUCUUCUCGCACAUCGGAUGGUUGCUCGUGAGGAAGCACCCGAAAGUGAUAGAAAAAGGGAAGACUAUUGAUAUGAGCGACAUUAAUAACAAUCCAGUGUUGAAAUUUCAGAGCAAAUAUGCCAUUCCCGUCAUAGGAAUGUGCUGUUACAUCAUUCCAACGCUGACCCCAGUCUAUUUAUGGAACGAAUCUUUCACAAACGCCUUCUACAUUAACAUAUUACGCCAUAUUGUCGGACUUCACAUAGCGUUCAGUGUCAACAGCUUCACCCACUUAUGGGGGAAGAAGCCAUAUGAUAAAAACAUCAAAUCAACCCAAUCGAUCAUUGUUUCCCUGCUAUCUGGUGGCGAAGGCUACCAUAACUAUCACCACGUGUUCCCAUGGGACUACAGGACGGCAGAGAUCGGGAACAACUGGAUUAAUACGUCUACGUUGGUCAUAGAUUUAUUGGCUAAAAUUGGUCUAGCCUACGAUUUGAAAACUACUCCAGAAUCUAUGGUGCUGGAAAGGCUAAAGCGAACUGGGGAUGGUAGCAAUUUGUGGGGGGUAGUUGGAAAAUUUUAA
Molecule: messenger RNA, 975 nt
Organism: Parnassius mnemosyne (clouded apollo)
Lineage: Eukaryota; Metazoa; Arthropoda; Insecta; Lepidoptera; Papilionidae
Source: the annotation of a GenBank genome assembly